This is a messenger RNA of Nerophis lumbriciformis (worm pipefish), 1527 nucleotides long. The record is from RefSeq and is a predicted model, not a curated record. NCBI's taxonomy places the organism in Eukaryota, Metazoa, Chordata, Actinopteri, Syngnathiformes, Syngnathidae.
AUGGCUGUGGAGAUGGAGCCCUCAGAUGUCAUUCGCCUAAUAAUGCAAUACCUGAAAGAGAACAACCUCUACAGAACCUUGACCACAUUACAGGAAGAAACAACAGUCUCGCUCAACACAGUGGAAAGCAUCGACAGCUUCAUCGCAGACAUCUUACGUGGCCACUGGGACUCGGUCUUGCUCGCAAUUGAAUCACUCAAAUUGCCAGAUAACAUACUUAUAGACCUUUAUGAACAGGUGGUAAUGGAGCUGAUUGAAAUGAGGGAGGUGGGCGCCGCGCGUUCACUCCUCAAACAAACUGAUCCGAUGAUCAUGCUGAAGCAGACCCAACCUGAGAGGUUUAGCCACCUGGAACAUCUGCUUACACUCUCCUACUUUGACCCGCGAGAGGCGUACCUAAAAGGCAGCAGCAAGGAGAAACGACGCAGGGCUAUUGCAGAGGAGCUGGCGAGGGAGGUCAGUGUGGUGCCGCCAUCACGCCUCAUGGGCCUUCUUGAAGAAUCGUUAAGACUGAACUCCCCAGAGAGUCUCUCACCCGAAAUGACCAUUGAGAGCCCAAGCAACAAGGAAAGACAUGCUGAGAAAGAGACUUAUCCAACCCAACUGUACCGACAUAUUAAGUUUGGACGGCGGUCACAUGUGGAAUGUGCCCGUUUCUCACCCGAUGGCAAGUACUUAAUCUCAGGCUCGGUGGACGGCUUCAUUGAAGUGUGGAACUUCCACACAGGCAACAUAAGCAAGGAUUUAAAAUAUCAGGCCCAAGACAGCUUCAUGAUGAUGGAUGAUGCAGUGUUGUGCAUGUGCUUCAGCCAAGAUUCAGAUCUACUAGCCACUGGAGCUCAGAAUGGAAAAAUAAAGGUUUGGAAGAUCCAGAGUGGUCUAUGCUUACGCAGGUUUGAGCACGCGCACAGCAAAGGUGUGACUUGUCUGAGUUUCUCCAAGGACAGCAACCAAAUUCUCAGUGCAUCCUUUGACCACACCAUCAGGAUCCAUGAGCUGCGUUCAGGCCAAACACUAAAGGAAUUAAAUGGACAUCUAUCAUUUGUGAAUGAUGCCUCAUUUACUGAAGAUGGAUUUCACAUCAUCAGCGCGUCAUCAGAUGGGACUGUUAAGAUUUGGAACAGCAAAACUUGUGAAUGCAUACACACGUUCAAAUCUCUGUCCUGGGCUUCGGAUGUACCUGUGAACAACGUGGUCACUCUUCCUCAAAAUCCACAGCUCUUUGUAGUUUGUGACCACUCCAGCACGGUCAUCGUCAUGAACACGCAGGGUCAGACUGUCAAGACAUUCAGUGCAGAUAGAAAGUCGGGAGCAAAGUUUGUGUGCAGCACAGUGUCCCCGCGAGGCGAGUGGAUUUACUGUGUGGGAGAGGACUCUGUGCUCUACUGCUUCAACUACAUGACAGCAAGACUUGAGAAAACCCUAACGGUCCACGAGAAAGACGUAAUUGGCAUCACUCACCACCCACAUGAGAAUCUGAUCGCUACUUACAGUGAAGACGGCCUCCUGAGGCUGUGGAAGCCUUAG